UGGGAAGUUUUGGAUCAUUUACCCAUUCCAUAGAUCUUGGUUUGCUUUUAUCUAUUUAAGAUUCAUAAAACGUUUGGUUUAAUGCGUUUGAUGAUCUUAGUCACAAAAUGCACCAAAACUAGCGCAUUGCUGAGUUCAUAUUAAUUAGUUCAUUUAGUUCUAAUUGCAUACACAAAACAAUAUUUCAUCCAAAUUGUGUUUUUUUUCUUUGUUUCUAUAUUGACACCAAAGGCACUAUGGAAAUUAGAUUGUAUGCCUAACAAAAAAAUUAUAAAAAUCUAACAGUUUUACCUAAUUAGCUAGAGUAUACGAUAUAUUAUGUGUAAAUGUUAUUUUGCCUUUAUAAUCAUGAAUUAACCAACAAUCUGGUAAGAAAUACAUAAUAAAAUAAUUAUUAAAUAAUUGUAAUUAGUAUAUCAUGUCUCAUCCAGCAUUCUGGCCUUUGUUUAAGUGUCUUCUGCCUUUCUUGUCCUCGGUAGUUUCGGUUAAUGGAAACUUUAUAAAGAGGUUGAGGCUGUUGAUUCUCCAAUGAAGGUUCAAUUGAGCAGGGAGCUUAAUUUCCAGACGUUUGUUUGUUUGCUUCUUUGUUGGUGUAUGGUGUUAGGCUUGUGAGUUCUGGUUUGGUUUUUUGAACUGAAGGUUCAGGAAAUCUUAGUCUUGUGUCGUUGUGAAAGCCAUUGCAUCGCUGUUUCUUCUUGUGCAGUUCGCAGCAAGUUGUCCGGCUCGUCAAAGUUCAUAAGUCUUAUCUAGGAGGAGUAGUGUCGAGUCUCUCUAGGAGGCUGUCUUUGGUUAUCUAACCGACGGUAACCGCGUCGAUCAUCAUGACGUUGCUUCUCAGCUUCAAUUUGAUGAAAUACAAUUCGUUGAGUGAUGCCCAAGAUUCUGUCCUUAGGAAUGGGAGCGUUCCUAGGCCUGGAGGGGAAGUCUCUGUCCUCAUGAAAGCGUGAGAAGCACGUAAAACAGUGUUUUUCAAUUAUGAAGUGUUCAAACUCCACUUCAGUAGUUUCUCCAGAAGGUAGGAGGAUAUCCAUAGUCAUUUCUAGAGGUUGGAGGCCGUUAAUGUCGACUCUGAGUGACAUCUUUAGUGGAGACAUCCCCAAGUUCCUUUCCAAUAGCAUGAAUCGCCUGUUCCAUCCAGUAGAAUAUAGAUUAUAGAAAUGUAACUAUAAUUCUUAUUAUAAAUCAGAGAAUUAUAUUAAUGUCCGCACAUCGUACAUCUAGUUAUAUUUUUUUUAAAUACCUAAUUCACCUAGUAAUGGUUUUCUUUUGUCGACGCUAGGAUAUUGGAUUCAUGAAUCGUGAUGUGUGAAUGAUUGCCACGUUACGUAACAAAAAAGUUACUUAGUUUUGUUUUAUAGUACAUUAAAAUAAUAUUCCAGACUGUUUCCAUUUGAUAAGGAAUAAGUUCAAAAACUCGAGAGUGAAUAUGAACAGAUUCGGACAGUUUCAAUUUAAUUCAAAAAGUGUUUUUCAAAAAAAUAAUUACUUAAAAGAGGAAAGAAAAGGACACUCUUAUCUCUGGCGAUCAAUGAUUACAGGCACUGAAAACCAUAAAGAUAACGCUCACUUUUACCACCUGAUAAUUAUUAGACAGUUAAGAUAAUCACAAGUUAAUUAAGGAUCCUAAAUUCACAUUUUUAUUCUUUUCGAACCAGAGUAACAACUUUUUUGAUAAAUGGUUUCAGUCAGAGAUCAGUUAACAAUAUUUUUAGAUAGCUCAUAUUUAAUCAAACAAAAGGUUACAUAAAAUAUUAACUAAUGAGUACCAAGACACUAGAAUUCGUCUUUAAGCACUAACAAUUUAAAAUUUUAGAAUCUAUCUAUACUAUAAAACAAAAGUCAUGACUUAUUUCAUGUGUGAUAUUUUAAAAUGGAAAAUUCUUUAAAAUAUUUAUCAAUUUUUUACAUAGUUUAAUCAUCAUAUCUUUUAAUAUUUUUAUAUUUUACAUAAAAUACAAAUAAAUAUUGUUUAAGAAAAAUCUAAGAAAAUCUGUUCAGAAUCAUUUAAAAUUUUAUUUCUGAAAAUUAAUUAUUUUAAAUUUUAACUAUCAUAAAAUAUAAUUAGAAGUACAAAUUAAAUUUAUUUCUUAUGAACGAAAAUUAAAAUCAUAUAAAAUACUUUUAGAUAUAUUUUAAUGAUAAAAAAUUUAAAUUAAUUAGUUUUCGGAAAUAAAUUUUAUAAAGAUCUUAAAAAUAUUUGUUAUAUCCAUUUCUAUUUCAAAUAAAAAAAUCUUAUCUAAUUUUGUGUAUUUCAAGCAAUUUUUCAAAUAAGAUUUUUACUACAAAAUUAUUUUGCAUGUACAAUAUAUUAUAGUUUCUUUUAAAAAAAUAUUAUUGUUAUUUUUAACAAUAUCUCACAAUAUUUCUUCUCUAUUAUGUAAGUCUAAUUUAAUUUGACUUCCAUAUACAUUUCAAACUUAGAAAUAAAAUUAAAAAUUAUGUAAUACAGUAUUGUUACAUAAUAAUGUUCUCAAAAUAAUUAACAAUAUAAGCCACUUAAAUAUAGGCAUUAUAGAGUUAUAUAAUACAUAUAAAUUACAUUAAUUUAGUGAUAAUUGUUUUUAUAUAAACUAAAAUGUUUUAGUAUAAUAAACAAAAAAAUAUAGUAAUAAAAAUAUAAGUCACUUAAAUGUAGGCAUUAUAGAGUUAUAUAAUACAUAUAAAUUACAUUAAUUUAGUGAUAAUUGUUUUUAUAUAAACUAAAAUAUUUUAGUAUAAUAAACAAAAAAUUAUUGUAAUAACAAUAUAAAUCAUUUAAAUGUAGGCAUUAUAGAGUUAUAUAAUACAUAUAAAUUACAUUAGUUUAAUGAUAAAUGUUGUUAUAUAAACUAAAAUGUUUUAGUAAAAGAAGAAAAAACUCGCAUGGAUAUGCGGAUUAAGAUCUAGUUUUAUAAUUUAAAAUUAUUCUUCAUCACCCAAAUAAACAUUUACAAGUAUUAAAUACUCUCUCUGUUUAAUAAAGAUGUAUGUCUUAGAAAAUAAUAAUUUCAAAAAGAUACAUUUUUAUUUAUUUUUAUCAAAUAAGAAUUAUAAAUGAAAAUUUCAAAAGUAUUGAUUGCAUUUAUUAAAAUCUUAUUGGUUUUCAAAAGUAUGGGAAAUGGAGAACAUAAAAAAAAUGCAUAUUUUUGUCAUCACAAAAAACUAUGCAUUUAUAACUAUUUUUAUGCAUUUAUAACUAUGAUUUUACUAUGUUUUAUUAAUAUGUAUAAAAAUUAUAAAAUAUUCAUCAUUUUGAAAUAUAAUACUGUCUAGUGAUUUCAAUUUUAUUUACAACUAGGUGUUGAGUCUUUUUCUGCUCAUAUAUACGUCUUCUGUUCUCCAAUAUAAGUUGUUAAGAAUAAUUAUUUCAUUUUCUCUCAUUUCUACAAUUAUGAAAAGUUUAUAUAUACAUAUUAUAAUCAUUUGUGUUUUGAAGUUUUAUUAUUGGCUAAAAUUUUGUUUAAAGAUAAUAUUUUAUUGAAAUAUAAACGUCCAUUGCUUCUAAGUUUUUGUGUUUGUAGCUAAAUAUAUUUUUAUAAAAAGUAUAAAACUGAUAAAUUUAAUAUAUAAAAUUAAUUAAAAAUAAAAAAUAUUCUGUUGAAAUUACAAAUUUAAAGUUAUAAAAAGAAUUUUGUAACAAAGUAGAACUAUUUCUAUUUUCGGAGAAAACUAAGGCUACAAAUAAUCUUUAAUUGAAAAUUUUAAUAAUUUAAUAUAUAAAAAUAUAGUGAUUUUAAAAGGGAAUAUAAGUAUGAGAAAAUAUAAAAUUGAUUCUAUAAGUAUAUUACACCAUAUAUAUUGUGUAAAUGUUACAAUAUCAGUUAAGUAGACAAUGUUUAAUUAUUAUGAAAAAUCUCAGUACAUUUAAAAAUAACAAUACCUUUUCACAUCUUUUCGGAUAUUUUAGCCAAAAUAUAGAUUUUAUGUGAUCUAACUAGAAGUAUUGACAUUUUUUCUACUUCAGCUCCCUUAUCAACACAUUAACUUGACAAUUCACUAACAUUAAACUUAAUCUUAAUUUUGUUUUCAGUAACAUAUCUAAUAUUAUCUAUACUAUCAAAACAGAAUCACAACUUUAGAUCCAACUUGCUUAUAAGUGAAUUUUUUUUUUUUAAACUUAUACACUAUAAUAAUUUUCCUAACACACAUAUAAUGUUAAAACAUAAUUACAACUUUAGAUCAGACUUGCUUAUAAGUGGAAUUUUUUUUUUUUAAAAUUAUACACUAUAAUAAAUUCUCCGAACACAUUAAUAUUAAUAACACAUCAAAUCUAGCCUAAUUAUGGAAUGUAUUUUGGAUCAAUAUAUUUGUGGGCCAUAUUAAAAUAAUGUUUAUCGAUUUGAUUCUUAAUUACUUGCCUUUAAUUUUACAUCAAUAAUAGUAAAGUUUUCUUCUUAAUAUUUAUAAAUAUGAUUUGCAUCAUACAUAUUUCUAACAAUAUGGACUCUUUAUUUUACAUAAUUUAAUAUAUCCAACAAUAUCUGACACCAAGAGAGGAGAGACAACACCGAAACACAUUUAGCCAGCAGUUUAAAAAACAAAUAUUACUCUAAAUUACAACUCUGUUUUAUGUAAUAUUAAAAGAUCUUUAAUCCAACUUACUCUUAUUUUCUAAAUAUUUAUAUGAUCAUACUUUCAAUUUUUUUACUUCAUAUUAAACAUCCCCACCAUAAAAAUAUGAUAAAUGAUAUGAUAUUAUCAAUACCAUAAAGUUUUAUACAUAUUACUCUUAUUAUCAUUCAAAACUCUUUGGAUGAAAAUAUCCGAUAAAUAAUAAUUGGUUGACUAAUGUUGUUUGUAUAUUUAAUAUUAUGAUAUUAUUUAAAUUUUAUGUAACAACUUUCUAUUGUAUAUAUAACUUUCUAUUGUAUAUAAUAUUAUUAUUGUAUAUAUAAUAAUGUAGCUUAUGUUUUUCUUAAAUCAAAAUCAUUAAAAGAUAAAAAAAAAAUCAUUAAAGAUAUAUUUCCUUAUAAAAUACAAAUAUAUUCAUAAAUCUUAUUUCUCAUAUCUUAACGUUUGUUUGAACACUGAUUUGAUUAAAAACAUUCCACUAAGCUAGUUGGCGAUAGCAGUACCAUUAAGAGGGUGGCUUUAGCCAUAGCAUCAGUCAUCUAGUUUUGGACCCUAGGAAUGAAAUCGAAACUGAAAAUAUAUUGAUAGUGCGUCGAUGUCCCCAUAGAUUCCAUAGAUAUCCACCGGAGGAGCCUUCGAGGAGAUUGCUACUAAGAGAACUUGACAAUCUUACUUGAUGCAGAUUUUUGAUAAGCCAAAAUCCUUGGCAUUAAGGAGGGCAGAGCGCAUGGCGAGAGAUUCAGCCAUUAAAGGUGACAAGAUGUGGGACUCCAGCAAUGAUGCCUGUCUCAGAACGCGUCCAUCUGAGGUAGUAAUAAUCCAAACACAGCCUGCUCUUUUGUUGGUUUUGUUCCAUGAAGCAUCAGUGAAACAAUCCAGGCAGUCAUUAUGGUUGGUGAAGGUCCUGAAGGAUAUACGUCGUAGCUGAUAACCUGAGCGUUCGGUUGUCUAGUAACUUGCGCUUGUUGCCAUUCACGUGCCGAUCUGAUUGCGAGAUUAAGCGUGUCUUCUGUAGACUAUCAUAUCUGAACCAUCUCUACAAUCUGUUGAAAUGUGUAUUACUUUGCCAAAAUUAAUAACAUUAUUCAAUCCAAAAAUAUAUUAUAUAUGAAAAAAAAAUUCAAUACAGAACAUUAAGGCAUUUAACAAAAUCAGUAUGAGAUAUUACCAAGAAAAAUCAACAGAUUAUAUUUCGGGAAAUAUUUUUACUAUCCUAAAACAAUUCAAGCAACUAUUAUGGAAAAAAUAUCAUUUAUAACAAAAUAUUUAUAAUUUACAUUAAAAAAAUUUUGAGCAAAAUAUAACCCCGCCUUUAGAUACGCGUGACAAAAUCUUGUAAAUAUGCAACAUUAUUAAAACUCUUUUUAAAAUAUAGUAUACAAAAACAACAAAUCAUACACUUUCAAAUCUUAAUUAGAUAUAUUUUAUCAUUUUAUACUAACAAAAUAACUCUUAAUUAUUAGUAGUAUUGGACCAUCAUAAAAUUCAAAAAAAAAUAGUCAUGGUAGCUUUUAAGCAGAAACAAUUAAACCAAAAAUAUAUACCACACUUUAAAAGAAUCGGUCAAAAUUUAGUAAUUUCUUAAAUCCAACGCAUCUGCAUAUUUACGUCAUACAACACAACACGGAGAGAGAGAAAAUUCAAAUUAGCAUUGAAUGUAACGUAUAUUUUAUAUGUAUCGGAAAUGAAUUUUUAUAAUUGUAUGACAUAUGUCAAAAAGUUUUUAUAAAAUUAAAUGACUACUUUCAAAUAUUUAAAUUUGGGAUGAGGUUGAGAAAUAUUAUACUACUAUACAUAUAUACAAUCAAUUACAUUAUGUCAUAUGUAACCAACUUUUAUCUAAUAUUAAACUUAAGUACAUAGUUUUACAACAUACAUAUAUACAAGUGGAGAAACUAUGGAAAUUUUUUGAAAUAAUACUAAGACAAAAUGGAAAUUUGGAAUGAAUUAAUCAGAAGUUUAAUAUUUUGGUACUCAUUUGUCGAUAUUUCCAAAGGAUAAAAGUUAUUCAAUAUAUAACACCAUUUUUUAUAUAAAAUAUAUGCUUAAGACAAUUUAUAAAGUGUAUAUUAAUAACAUUUUAUAAAAUGCACUUCAUAUAAAAUAGUAUAUUAAUAUUAAUUUGUGUGCUUUCGUUUGAUCUCGCUAUAUAUAUAGUGAUGUACUUAUUUUUGUCACUAAUAAAAAUAUAUGUGAGUUAAAUAGGAUUGAUGACAACAUUAGCACAAACCAUGCACUAACUUAUUAAAUUGGAUUAAUUUAUCUUGAAUUGGUAUGGUUGUAUACAAAUAAAUUAUACCAUUUUAAAAAAAAAUUAAUAAAAACACGUAUUUGAUUAUGCUAGUCAUUUAAUCGAUAUAAAAAUAUGUUAGCUGUAAAUAAUUUUAAUAGAUUUUUUCUUAAUAACUUCGUAAAAAGGCAAAAAGAUAAACGUUUAUAACGUAUAUAAUUUUUGAUUUUAAGUUCUUAGUAACGGCCCUCGUGUUAUGAUUGUAUUUUGGGGUUUUCCUAUGAAUUCACUUUACUUUAUAUAUAUAUAUAUAUGGUCUCUUAGUUUUCUUUCUUUCACCAUCUUUGAAGCUUCUUUCUCUCUUUAUAUAAGACAUUCAUAAAAGCACCAUAAAUACACCAAAGCAAAAGAGGUAAAAUGAGCAUCCAAUUCAAUAUGACUAAUGCUCAAGAGGGUUUUAUGUGGGGCGUAUCCAGUUCUGAUGAUUCUGGAGGCGGUAGUAGAAGAAUCGAGACGCAACUACCUCUACUGCAACCUUCUCUUCUGUUAGAAAAUCCGAUCUCGAUGGAUAAGAAGGAUGCAAAAGGAAAGAAAAGGACGAAAAGAAAUGGAAAAAAUCAUGUUGAAGACUCACCUGAUCAUGAAAUACAUAUAUGGACCGAGAGAGAAAGGAGGAAGAAAAUGAGGGACAUGUUCUCUAAACUACAUGCUUUGCUUCCCCAGCUUCCUCCUAAGGCUGACAAAUCAACAAUUGUAGACGAAGCAGUGAGCUCCAUCAAAUCCCUUGAACAAACUUUGCAAAAGCUCCAAAUGAAAAAGCUCGAGAAACUUCAAUAUUCUUCUGCUUCGAACACAACUACUUCUCCUACAACUCUGCUCACACCAAUCUCACACCAUUCCCAAAUCCUUCCCGUAGGUGCCGCCCCAGCAGAUUGUUACUCUCGUGAAGCUUUCUUGGCCGAUCAGAUAUCUUCUUCCAUCACAAACCUGCCUUACCCUUGUAAUGACCCGACCGCUGCUUUCGAUAUUUGGUCCUCAAGUAACGUCGUGCUGAAUUUCUGUGGGAAUGAAGCUUUCUUCAAUAUUUGUUGCCCAAAAGACAAAUCAGGAGUUUUCACUAAUGUUUGUUACUUGUUUGAGAAGUACAACAUUGAAGUCGUGUUUGCUAAUGUCUCCUCUAAUGUUUACCGGAGCACCUACGUGAUCCAAGCACAGGUAAGUCCGAGUUAUGAGAAUCAGUUACUGGGAGAUGGAUUUGGAGUAGGGGAUAUUUUCAAGCAAGCUGCUAAUGAACUGGCCUUAUAUUUUUCAUCUCCUUGAAUUAUAAAUGGCUGCUUCGGGUUGAAUUCCUUUUCAGGUCAUUGGAUGAAUCUUCAGUUUUAAGUACUUUCAGGGUUUGUUUUUCACAAAGUCCCGGCUUUUUAUCGAUGUGCAUGCAGAGAUAAGUUUGGACUUUGCACUUUAUAACCCAUUAUUAUCAAAAGAAAAAAAACAAAGAAUAAGAGAAGAGAUAAGCUUCUUCGAACAUUGUUGUCUAGUGACUCUUUCGACAAUUUUAUUUUAUUUUCUUUGACCAAUGCAUUGGCAAGAACUGUCCUAUGGGAUGUUGAAGUGCAAUUUUCUUUUUGAGGGUUUAAAUUUAUUUCUUCUUUAACGUCUUAGAAAGAAAAAUAUUUACCCAUAGUUUGCCGAACAUCUUUUAACAAGAAAAGUAGCAAACAACGUCCAGUACGUACGUGUUUCCUGUCAAACCAAAAGCAAUGAGACGUAGAUAAAACGUAAAAAUAAAAAAGAAGAUUAAAGACAGCAUCUUUAUUAAAAAAAAACAUUGAACAAUCACAAGUACUGAAUAUCAAAGUCGUGAUUCUGACAUUCCAAAUCUACCCAAAACUUACAUACACAAACAUCGGUUAUGCUACAAUCUUUGUUUUCUUCACCAACUACUUUAUUUCUUUAUUUCUUGAUCCUCUUUUUAUUACUUCUAUUAUGAUGGCUAACACUAUUUACAGAAUAUUGACUAAGAUAUAUCACAACACUUUUCGGCUUGCUAGAACUCAAUUUUAAAACAUAUUGCAUCUAUACUUCUUCAACAAAAAAUCCGAUAAUUUUCCUUUUAAAAUUUUUGUUUCCUUGGAUACAUUCCAGCACAUUUUGAUUUUGGAUACAUUCCAACACAUUUUGAAAACUUUAAGACUAUAUGUAUUGGAAUGAAAAAUAUUUAUCCUAAAAGCUUAAUUGGUUUUGCCGAUAGCACCCACAAACACUACGGCUAGAAAACUUUAAGACUAGAGCUCGGCAAAAAAAUCAGAAUCCAAAGAAUCGAACCGAACUGAAUCUGAUCCAAAAAAAUAGUACUGAAUCUGAACCGUUAAAUAUUCAAAGGGGUUUAAAAUUCUGGUAUUUAGAGAACCGGAACUGAGCCCGAUCCGAACCAAAAUAUUUCGGGUAUUCGAAUGUAUCUAAAAUAUUUCGGGUACUCGAAUGUAUCCAAAAUAGAUUUAUAUACUUAAAUAUAUUAACUAUUUUAGAUUUAAUAUAUAAAAUAUUUAAAAUAUAAAAGAUAUGUUGCAGUUGUCCAAAAUAUAUGAAAAUAUAUAUAAAUAGUCAAAAGUAAAUGUCUAAAAUAGCUAAACAAUAAUCAAAACACCAAAAAUACUUGAAAUAUUUAUUGAUUCAUAUCCAAAUAUUCAAGUUAAACCAACUUAUAUGUUAAGUUUAGGUAUUUUAGCAUAUAUUAUUCAAAUUUAUAUGUAAUAUAUUAUUUUUAUUUUUAAUUUUUUAAAUUUUUUAAUGAUUUAUUAAUUUUAAAAUUUUAAAAUAAUUUAAAAAGAAUAUCCAAACCAAA
This is a messenger RNA of Brassica rapa (field mustard), 9626 nucleotides long. Its product is annotated as transcription factor bHLH95. The record is from RefSeq and is a predicted model, not a curated record. Gene Ontology annotation, biological process: regulation of DNA-templated transcription; endosperm development. Lineage: Eukaryota; Viridiplantae; Streptophyta; Magnoliopsida; Brassicales; Brassicaceae. Gene Ontology annotation, molecular function: DNA-binding transcription factor activity; protein dimerization activity.